Molecule: messenger RNA, 2590 nt
Organism: Kogia breviceps (pygmy sperm whale)
Lineage: Eukaryota; Metazoa; Chordata; Mammalia; Artiodactyla; Physeteridae
Source: RefSeq, a predicted model, not a curated record
CAGGAACAGGCCUGCAAAGGACAGCCUGGAGAUGUCUCAGGACAGAGGUAGUAACUGCACGUGCACAACUGCCAGGGGGAGGGGUGCUGAGUGUGCACAGGCCCAGCACACAGCAGAGACACUUCCUGUGGAAGAGAAAAGAGGUAGUGAGCUGGUGUUUCAGGAUGUGAGGGCCCGCAGCAGCGGAGCUGGGCUCUCUCUCUGCUGCCUGCCCUUCGCUGUGCAGGCUCUGGCCAGAGCUGCCCACAGUCCCCAUGGUGGGCGCCCCCCGCAGCGGGGACCCGUGAACAGCGGCGGCAUGCCAGGGAAGCCCAAGCACCUGGGCGUCCCCAACGGACGCAUGGUUCUGGCUGUCUCAGAUGGAGAGCUGAGCAGCACGACGGGACCCCAGGGCCAGGGCGAGGGCCGAGGCAGCUCCCUCAGCAUCCACAGCCUUCCCAGUGCCCCCAGCAGCCCCUUCCCCACCGAGGAGCAGCCUGUGGCCAGCUGGGGCCUGUCCUUCGAGCGGCUGCUGCAGGACCCGCUGGGCCUGGCUUACUUCACUGAGUUCCUGAAGAAGGAGUUCAGUGCUGAGAACGUGACUUUCUGGAAGGCCUGUGAGCGCUUCCAGCAGAUCCCGGCCAGCGACACCCAGCAGUUAGCUCAGGAGGCCCGGAACAUCUACCAGGAGUUCCUGUCCAGCCAGGCACUGAGCCCUGUGAACAUCGACAGGCAGGCCUGGCUCGGCGAGGAGGUGCUGGCGGAGCCCCGACCGGACAUGUUCCGGGCGCAGCAGCUUCAGAUCUUCAACUUGAUGAAGUUCGACAGCUACGCACGCUUCGUGAAAUCCCCGCUGUACCGCGAGUGCCUCCUUGCGGAGGCCGAAGGUCGCCCCCUGCGGGAACCUGGCUCCUCGCGCCUUGGCAGUCCCGACGCCACGAGAAAGAAGCCGAAGCUGAAGCCCGGAAAGUCGCUGCCGCUGGGCGUGGAGGAGUUGGGGCAGCUGCCUCCUGCUGAGGGCCCUGGGGGCCGCCCGCUCCGCAUGUCCUUCCGCAGGGAACUAAGGGGCGGCGCGUCAAACUCAGCCUUGCGCCGAGAGUCCCAGGGGUCCCUCAACUCCUCUGCCAGUCUGGACCUCGGCUUUCUUGCCUUUGUCAGCAGCAAAUCUGAGAGCCACCGGAAGAGCCUUGGGAGCUCAGAAGGUGAGAGUGAAAGCCGACCAGGGAAGUAUUGCUGCGUGUACCUGCCUGAUGGCACAGCCUCCUUGGCCCUGGCCCGACCUGGCCUCACCAUCCGUGACAUGCUGGCAGGCAUCUGUGAGAAACGAGGCCUCUCUCUACCUGACAUCAAGGUCUACCUGGUGGGCAAUGAGCAGAAGGCCCUGGUCCUGGAUCAGGACUGCGCCGUGCUGGCAGACCAGGAAGUGCGGCUGGAGAACAGAAUCAUUUUCGAGCUCGAGUUGGCGGCGCUGGAGCGCGUGGUGCGGAUCUCCGCCAAGCCCACCAAACGGCUGCAGGAGGCGCUGCAGCCCAUCCUGGCGAAGCACGGCCUGAGCCCACAACAGGUGGCGCUGCGUCGGCCAGGCGAGAAGCAGCCGAUAGAUCUGAGGAAGCUAGUGAGUUCGGUGGCGGCCGAGAGAUUGGUUUUGGACACUCUCCCAGGUGUGAAGAUCACUGAAGCUGGCGACAUAUCCCCCUGCCGCAGCCAGGUGAGAGAGGGACUGGGUGCCCUCUUUUGCCCACCAGCCUCCCCUCCCGGUUGUGGAUCUAACCCCACGUUCUUGCAGGGUUGCCCGCCUACAAUCCAGGACAAGGCCGCCCACCUCCCUGCACUGUCCCUGAACUCGCUGGCCCAGGCACCCAGUAGUAUCACUGGGAAGCGGCAGACCUGUGACAUUGAAGGCCUGGUGGAGCUGCUGAACCGGGUGCAGAGCAGUGGAGCCCAUGACCAGAGGGGCCUUCUGCGCAAAGAGGACCUGGUGCUUCCAGAAUUUCUGCAGCUGCCUGCCCAAGGACCCAACUCCCAGGAGGCCCCACCACAGACUGAAUCAGCGGCCCAGCCCAAGGGGAGCCCCUCAGACUCCACUGCGCACUCGGCCCUCUGACAGCUGCCCAACCGUCCAGGCUGGCUGCAUGGCACCUGGCGGGCCAAGCAUGCCAUGGGCCCGCUCUGCAUGCCCUGUCUGUGCCAUGAGUGUCCCUGGCCCCUUCCUGCCACGGGCAGGCCCGCAGGAAGAGCUGGGAGGGGAUGGAGAGGGGACUCAGAGGAGUGACACUCCACAGCUGCCACCACUUGGUCCCUUACAGGCUUGCUCGUCCAUCCCUUGCUGCCAGGCCACCAGAGGGAAGUGGGCCUAGCCCCCAGUGCAAGUGUGCCCAACACGGAGGGGUGGCGUUGGCAGUGCCAGCCUCCCCACCAUGUACCAGGCCUCAGCAGGGAGUAGGAGGAAGGGCCGGCUCUUCCUCGGGGAGCUGGUAUGAGUAAGGCCUGGGGGUGCAGGCAGCUCCUCCCUCUACCCACAGAGAUGCUACUGGACUUUUGGAUUUUGCAGUUGGCUUGGGGCAGCUGGGUUUGUCCUGGAUGUAUGAUAUUGUUAUUAUAAUAAUUAUUA